AUGGCGCAGACGGAGCUGCACUUGGACGGUCUGGGAAUCCGCAAGAUCGUCGAGACCCCGCCUGGAGUGAAGGUGCUGUCAAUCAGCGGAAACCGGCUCAGAAGCUUGGGUUCUAUUGCGGCAUGCGUGACGCUCGAAGAGAUAAACCUUGCAGCCAAUAAGCUCAACGAGGAUGCCCUGGCACCGCUGGCGGCGCUGCCAGCUCUCAGGGUUCUCAACAUUUCGAGGAAUCAUGUCCGGGAUCUUGGGCCACUCUUCUUGGCACCGCCCGCCUUGGCUGCGCAAAGUCGGGCCUUCCCUGCCCUGGAGGUGCUGAACAUUUCUGCAAAUGCCGCGCUCAAUGACAUCACAGCCGCAAUGUCCCUUCAGGUGCUUCGAAGCCUUACAGCUACUGGCCUCAACGUCACCUCCCUGCACUGCGUCCACUGCAGCCUAGAGGUUGUAGACCUGAGGGGAUGCUGCCUGCAGACCAUCUCCCUACUGAAGGCGGUACCGUAUCUGUCUGAGCUGAUGUUGGACGGCAACGCGCUGUUGUCCUGCAAGGAUUUGCUGGAGCACCCUAUGAUGCAGACCCUUCGUCUGGCUCACAAUGCCAUCGAAGAAAUCAGCGCAGUGCAGCUGCCUUCUCUGACGGAGUUGGACCUGGCAUCCAACAACAUCUCUCAGGCGCUACAUUUGGCGGGAGCUCCGCGACUUGUGUCUCUUGUCGUCCGUGGCAACCAGCUGACCUCCUUAGUUCCAUUGUCGCCGCUGCGCAGCCUCACUUUCCUCGAUGCCUCGCAGAAUCAAAUACGGGCGCUGGAGCCGUCUUUGCGCUGGAGUGUCCGACCAUUGCGGGUGCUGUUGCUCAAUGGCAAUGAAAUUACAGAUGUAGAGGACGUUGCGCAGACGCUGGAAAUGGCAGGCGGCUUGAGCUUGGAGCAUUUGGAUCUCCGAAACAAUCCUCUCAGCAUCGACCUCUACCCAUUUGCAGACAAGCUGCCCACAUGGACCUGGGAAGCAAGUGCAAGCCUGGAAGACUUGAUUUCCGAUGGUUUCAGUUCAGUGCCUCGCAGUAUGCGAGACCGUUACUGGCAGCGGCUGUGUCUAGUGAUCCCUUCGCUGCAGAGCCUCGAUGGGAUCCUGAGGGAUCCACGGCGCCUGCCUACUGUGACCCUCAAGCAAGAAGAUCCUUCCGCUACCGUGACACUUCAAGGAGCAGAUGGCGAUGAGGUCAUGUACUGCACGCCAAGGCGCAGCACUGAAGCCGCGGCGCAGGACUUCGUGGCCGGCAUCUCGAGGCGCAGCGAGAGAAGCCUCAGCAUCGAUCCACAGCUUCCGACGCAGCCCCUGACAGUGGACACUGCUGAUGCAGCCACUUCUCCAGUCUUUCGAGAGCACGGAGGCUCCAAGGAGCAAGCUUCCAGUGCGAUGUCGACCGAAGCCCUCCUGAAUUUGGGUCUGGCGCCUGAGCUGCUUGGCGAAGCGCAGCGGAAAGCAAGGAGAGAAGCCCAGCCGGUUGUGCUCGCCAUGGAGGUGGCAGCCGCGGCAGCAGCGGCGGCUGUAUCCGCUGCAUCAACAAAUCAGGCUUUACUCUCGCAGAGCAGGCGAUGUGGCGCAGACCAGGCCACAGAACCUGAAACGGAGGCCGAAAAACAUGGCCCACAACAUGUGUCAGAAGGCGGCCAGGGCUCGGGCACCUGGAGUGUGCAUCAGCAACGGACCACAAUUCAAGAGAUGACUGAGAGGUCGGGAGCGGAUGGUCAGGUUGAUGAGGCCAUAACGUCGAGUCAAGGCUCCUUCUUGCCAGUUGUUGACCUGAGUGCUUGUGCUGGGCGUGGGCCACUCCCAGGAUCAGACGGCCUGUCUGCCUGGGCUGCAGCCGCGCAGGUCCCAGGCGUAAGCAGCGGCGAGCCUGACGAGGAGAGCUCGAGCUGUCAACGGCAGAUCUUGCCCAGCCCGGCUCAACCAAGAUCAGCCACAGCUACGACUUUGCUAGUGUCGCAAAGGCAGGGGUCACAAGGAGGCCCGCUUCCUUCGGCGCAAAUGGUGGUGCCAGAAGAGGCUUCACACGACGUAGAAGAGCAGAAUGCCGUAGACCAGGAAGGGUUGGUUUCCGUCCUGCAGUUGGAAGAUGCUUUCCUGCAGAAGGGGACAGAGUUCGAAAAGCAACAGUUAAUGAUAGUGGAGAAGCUUGAGAGGGCACACGAGGACUUGGCCAGACAGUGGCAGGAGCUGGACAACGAGCGCAGAAAGUCAACAGAGCAGCAGCAACAGCAACGACAGCUCCUUGCAAGAGAGCAGGCUGAGUUGGCCCAGUAUUUCAAGGACUUCGAAGCCGAGAUGGAGAGGAGGUAUUCCUGGCAACAGCAGCAAAAGCAGGAGUUUGAAGAGCAGUGGCACCAGGAGCUGGCCCAAAGAAGGCAAACCUGGGAACACGAGCAAGAAAAAGAAAGAAGCAAGUUGCAGCAGUGCUUUCAUGAGCUUGAAGAGCAGCUUCAGAGCAAGAUUGAGGUGGCGCAGGUCCAAGCAGAGGACCGCGCCAAGAGUGAUGCAGCCGAAAGGACGGCGGAUGCACCUGCAGAUGCUUCGGAGAAGGCUGUUCCAGCACCAGCAGCACCAGAGGACUGUCGCAGUCAAGUUACCAGUGACCUCCUUCAGCCCAAGCUGGAUCCGCAUGUUCGGGCAAGACUUUUGGGUCUCACGCCCAGACAGGCGUAUGAUGCUGAUGUUAGCACGGAUGCUCUUGUGACAGAGCAGCUAAGCAGCGUGCACACAGAGAUGGUCCAUGAACGCUCCAGUGCCUCUGCCGGCUCAUCAAGCCCUGUGAAGGCUGUGAAAGCAAGUGGCAUGCCAGUCCCGGCAAUGGCUGCGGCCGCCCCGACCACGGUGGCUGCGGCGGCGCCCAUGGUUCCCAGCGCUCUGCGGGUUCGUCUGAGUGGGAUGGCCAGCUGCACUAGCUGCGCAAGCACGCCGUGCACCAGCGCGCCGUGCACAAGCGCGCCGCGCACAAGCGCGCCGUGCCCCAGCACGCCGUGCACAAGCAUUCCGUGCCCGUGCAGAGCAGAGGAGCGCCGAGAAGCGGAGCGCCGAGAAGAGGAGCGCGGUGGGCACCGGCUCGGAGGGCUCGGUGGGCGGCUUCAGGCGGAGCCUUUGGUCACAUCGGCGCCGGAGCCGUCGCGCAAGGUAAGCUUUCUGGAUCCGCCUGGAAGCAACGGGGCCUUCCUGCGAGCCUUGCAAGGUCAGGGAAUAUGGGAAGUGGAGGGCUCUGAGGCCCCUGAGGUGCCAGCGCAACCCCCACCCUUGGAGUCGCUGAGUGGCCAAGCCACUCAAAGCGUCGAAAAGGAGGAUCUUGCGCACAUGGACGGUCACGAGCGAGACCUGAAGAUCACAGCUUCGUUGGAUGAGUCCGGAGGCCCACGUGUGGUCUCCAGCGCUGAGGCCGCUCCUCGACAAAAUGGUGACUCGAGGCAGGCCUAUUUGAGGUUCCUCCGCAGCGAAAUGCUCGCGCAGCAAGCCUACCUCCGGGAGAUCAAGAGCGCCAGGCAGGCGAACAAGCACGUGCCCGGUAUGCGCCCCGCUGGACCGAAGGUACAGCUGCCAGUCCAAGGCCUGCAAGGCGACGACCGGCGGGGGCGUCUGGCAGCGCCUCAGGCGCAAGUCUUGCGCCAGGGACUAGCAGAAGUGGCCGACUUCAGCAAGCGCGUGCCGGCGCAGUCAUCGUCACAGCUACGUCACGUGAAGGUGGUUGAGCCUGGACAUGUCGCAAAGCCUGAAGAAAGCAGCACGCAGACAGCCGGUGCAGAUCCUGCUUGGCACUGCAUGGUCACACCUGUCAAUGCUGGUGUGCGCGGAGCUUUGGAGGCCCUGAUUGCUCAACAGGCUUGGUCCGUUCCCGGCAAAGCGUUGGCCUACACCUACUCGCUUGGCCGUGCGAUCCAGAACAUCACGCCUCCAGCAAGGCAACGCUUCGAUGCAACCAUCUCGAGAGACUCUGCUCGCGAAGGGCUGUUGCCGCCGCUCGGCUUCUCGCAGAGGGCUUUCUUCUACGAUGCAAGCAGCAGGUUAUCCGAGGUGAUCUCGUCACCAUUUGGCUUUGGAGCAGUCUACAAGGGCCGCGCACUUCUUUUCGCAUUGGAAUUAAGGCAGGCCGAGCGCUUGUGCCAGCCCCGACUGUACGGAGCGCAUGCAGGCCGAGUGAUCCUGGCAGAGAUUGCACUCGGACGCUGCCACACAGCGCGCUGCUCCCUGCAAGAAGCAGUGACUGGGCAACCCGAGGGCCCAGCAGGUUUGGGAGGUUCAGUCCCCUUGGCGAAUGUCUUGGAGGAGGAGUACCGACGUGGAGCCGACUCGGUGUACUUUCCCAAGCUUGCAGUUGUGGCACUCCUGUGUCCGGCCAGGGCUCUUCCAGUAUUUCUUGCAGAGUACUCCCGCAAGCUCGUCGGACAAUGA
Messenger RNA from Symbiodinium natans, 4431 nucleotides. Lineage: Eukaryota; Dinophyceae; Suessiales; Symbiodiniaceae. The record is from the annotation of a GenBank genome assembly.